GCGCAGGCCAAUGACAGCGACAGUGAUGUGGGAUCCAAACUGAAGCACAGAUCCUCGGGUUCAGACAGUGAAACAGAUGACAGUGAGGAUGACAAACGGCCCAAGCGGCGAGGCAGGCCGAGAGCUCGCAAAAACAAUGUGGAGGGAUUUACUGACGCAGAGAUCCGCAGGUUCAUAAAGGCAUACAAGAAAUUUGGAGCUCCGCUUGAGAGGUUGGAGGCGAUUGCCCGUGACUCGGAGCUGGUGGAUAAGUCCAUUGCAGACCUGAAGCGACUGGGGGAACUGGUGCACAACACCUGUGUGACUGCAGUGCAGGAGCAUGAAGAGAACAUGAAAGAAAACCCUGUGGAAGCUAAAGGCCCGGGGAAAAGACGAGGCAUUAACAUAAAGAUCUCUGGAGUUCAGGUCAAUGCUAAGUCUAUUAUCCAGCACAAAGAGGAGUUUGAACCACUACAUAAAGCCGUGCCUUCAAAUCCUGCUGAAAGGAGCAAGUGAGUCCUAAUCAAAGCUAUAUUAU
Molecule: messenger RNA, 517 nt
Organism: Sinocyclocheilus grahami
Lineage: Eukaryota; Metazoa; Chordata; Actinopteri; Cypriniformes; Cyprinidae
Product: chromodomain-helicase-DNA-binding protein 2-like
Exons: 4
Source: RefSeq, a predicted model, not a curated record